AUGUCACUCGUUGUGAAUGCUCAGCUCAACACAAUCUUUUAUUCAUCAUUCACAUGCCAAACACUUAUAAACACACACAUCCAUUCAUUCAAUCACACAUUUAAUCACAUGCAAACAUAUAUAACACAUACACAUACACAUACACGUGAGGAUCAAUCAAUCAUAACCACAACACAA
This is a messenger RNA of Acytostelium subglobosum LB1, 177 nucleotides long. RefSeq lists its product as hypothetical. Lineage: Eukaryota; Evosea; Eumycetozoa; Acytosteliales; Acytosteliaceae. The annotation marks the transcript as partial. The transcript has a single exon. The record is from RefSeq and is a predicted model, not a curated record.